Ilyonectria robusta is the source of this 4108-nucleotide messenger RNA. Its product is annotated as P-loop containing nucleoside triphosphate hydrolase protein. The record is from RefSeq and is a predicted model, not a curated record. Gene Ontology annotation, molecular function: RNA helicase activity; ATP binding; nucleic acid binding. Lineage: Eukaryota; Fungi; Ascomycota; Sordariomycetes; Hypocreales; Nectriaceae. The transcript has 3 exons. Bases 243 to 3893 code for a protein of 1216 amino acids.
UCUGCAUUCUGACCACCCCUCAUCUGCCCGUCUCAUCUGCAUCCAUCCUCGUGAGCCGGCGAAUCCAUCGUCAGACUCCUUGUCCGUUGCUCUAGAGGACCGAACAGGCCCGAACAGGCUCUAGCUGCGCGCUACUUCGAACGUGGCUACGCGCCUUCGCUGGCACCACCAACGUCUUGGCUACGUUCACAAAAGUAGUACUCACCAACGUAGUGUCCUACUGAGCCUGCGAGACCGCAACAAUGGCUCGGCCAAGAGACUCGCGCUCACCAAGUCCUGCAGGCAGUCCCAACAGCUCACGCCGCCCCCGCAAAGAUGACGACCGACGGGACAGGGAUCGCCGCGAUGAUGGGAGAGACCAUCCUCGGGGCACGAGGUCGCGCAGUCCUGAUGUGAGGAAACACCAUCGCAACGCCCGCGGGCUCUAUUCUGACGAAAUGCUCCAUGAACAGCCCCGAUACCGCAACCGAGAUCGUGAUCGAGACAACAGAGAUCGAGCCCGAGAUCGCGACUACUACCACCGCAGGGACCGCUCCCUAGAUCGACGAGACGAUGACUACUACCGCGGCGGACGUCGUGACCGCCGAGAUAGAGACCGGCGAAGGUCGCGAGACCGCUUUGACGAUAGAAACCGAUCGCCAGACCGUCAACAGAACCGAAGCCGAGGAGGCGACAGGGACUUCAGAAGGCGAGAGGAUUCCCGCGACCGAGCGCGUGGCCACCGCGAAGGUACGGCUGACUCGCAUGCGCGUAGCAUUCGCGAUGAGAGUCGCCAUCAGAAAACACCAAUGGGCGACAGCGGCAACGCGAGCAGCAACGAGGCCCAAAAGCCAAAGGCGACCGCUUCCCAGGCCGAGGUUGACAAGAAAGCUGAACGACUCGCGAAGCUCGAAGCGUGGAAGAAAAAGAAGGAGAUCGAGAGCCAGAAACAAAAGGAAGUCAACCCAAGCCAGACACGAAACCUCCUGGCUGAGAUGGACAUGAAGGCAAGUGGCGCCUCAUCAAGAACAGUGUCCCCUGUCGUUUCCGCCGUUGCUUCACCUGCUACCAAGGAUUCGCCAAGCGCCGCUUCCCCCGUGACACCUUACACUGGGAAGUUCGAUCCCAAGGCCAUCGCCAAGAAGUCGGCAGCUUCGCGGUCCCACGAAGCCGGAAAACCAGUUCUUGGGGCGUUUGGUGCGCAACCUGAGACGGUAUCAGUAACUGUGAAACAAACAAGCACUGCCUCAGCCCUUCCCGCGAAUCGACUCAAAGCCAGUGGUUUCGGCUUUACCAAGUCGCAUGCAGAGAAUGACAAGCUCCCCAGCAAGCGCAAGCUCGACUUGGACGAGGAAGAUACCACGAAGCGAAAACUCACGAAGCUACCCGCCCUCCCGAUCGAAACCGACGAUACCCCUUACGCUGAUCAGGAUGAGGAUGACGAAGAGGAUGGAGAUGUUUUUGCAGAAACUGAGGAGGAAGCAGCCGCCGCCGCUCGUGCUGCUCAUGAGAAGCGGCUGCAGGCGGAGAGCCAGGCAGCCCAAAGCGAACAAGAGUCAAAGGCAGCCGAAGCUCAAACCAACGGCCAGGCGGCCACUAAUGGUGAACCUGAGAAGCCCGCCUCGCCGGAACAAAUGGAUGUAGACGAGGGUGACGGUGUGGACCCGUUGGAUGCGUUCAUGGCUGAUCUAAAGCAAACGGAUGUCAGGAAGCCAGCCAAGGCAUCUGUGACAGCCAAGGUUCAAGAGCCUGAAGCUUACUUCAGCGAUGAUGACUAUGCGUUCAAGGCCAAAGAAGAAGGUGACGCCAAUGCUUUCCUGGCGAUGACGAACAAGCGGAAGAAGAAGGACAUCCCGUCCAUCGACUACACCAAAAUCGAAAUUGAACCUAUCAGAAAGAACUUCUGGGUUGAACCAGCGGAGCUAAGCUCCCUCACUGAAGCCGAGGUGGCAGAUUUGCGCCUAGAGCUAGAUGGGAUCAAGGUCAAUGGAAAGGACGUUCCCAAGCCUGUCCAAAAAUGGGCGCAGUGUGGUCUGACACGGCAAACCUUGGACGUCAUCGAACACCUGGGUUACGAGAAGCCUACUCCGAUUCAGAUGCAGGCGGUGCCAGCAAUCAUGUCUGGUCGCGAUGUUGUGGGUGUUGCGAAAACGGGUUCAGGAAAAACGGUUGCCUUCCUGCUUCCCAUGUUCCGACACAUCAAGGACCAAACUCCGUUGAAAGACACAGACGGUCCCAUUGGUCUGAUUAUGACACCGACGCGAGAGCUGGCCACCCAGAUCCAUCGCGAUUGCAAACCUUUUCUAAAAAUGAUGGGGCUUCGUUCGGUGUGUGCGUAUGGAGGUGCCCCUAUCCGGGAGCAGAUUGCCGAGCUAAAGCGUGGUGCCGAGAUCGUUGUCUGCACCCCAGGGCGAAUGAUAGAUCUGCUAGCUGCGAACCAAGGCCGGGUAACGAAUCUUAAGAGAGUCUCUUACGUGGUCUUGGACGAGGCGGAUCGAAUGUUUGACAUGGGCUUUGAGCCCCAAGUCAUGAAGAUUUUUGCCAACAUGCGACCGGACAGACAGACAAUUCUCUUUUCAGCGACCAUGCCACGAAUCAUCGACUCGUUGACCAAAAAGGUUCUCAAGGCGCCCGUGGAGAUCACUGUGGGUGGCCGAAGCGUCGUAGCAAAGGAAAUCGAGCAGAUUGUCGAGGUUCGCGAGGAAACCACAAAGUUCUUGCGGAUCCUGGAGCUUCUGGGCGACCUUUACGACCGAGACGAGGACGCACGCACACUGAUAUUUGUUGAACGCCAAGAAAAGGCUGACGAUCUACUCAAAGAGUUGAUGAUGAAGGGCUAUCCUUGCAUGUCCAUCCACGGAGGCAAGGAUCAAAUCGACCGAGACUCGACCAUAUCAGACUUCAAGAAGGGUGUCGUGCCCAUUCUGAUUGCUACUUCUGUGGCGGCACGUGGUCUCGACGUCAAGCAACUCAAACUCGUCGUCAACUACGAUGCUCCAAAUCACCUGGAGGACUACGUCCACCGCGCCGGUCGUACAGGGCGUGCUGGAAACACGGGUGUGGCUGUAACGUUCGUUACGCCGGAGCAGGAAAACUGUGCCCCUGGCAUUGCAAAGGCGCUAGAGCAGAGUGGCCAGCCGGUACCUGAACGUCUUAAUGAGAUGAGGAAAGCCCACCGCGAGAAAGUCAAAUCUGGAAAGGCAAAGGAUACCUCUGGCUUUGGUGGCAAGGGCCUAGACCGGCUAGAUCAGGAACGAGAGGCCGCCCGCCUCCGCGAGAGGAAAACGCACAAGGCGGAGGGCGAGGAGGAGGAGGACAAGGAGGAAAAGAAGGACGAUGAGGAGAAGGCCGAGAAGGCACUGAGCGCUAUCAGAGCAGCUGCGUCGGGUGUGCAGUCACGUGAGACGGCGAAGACGGAGCAGCCAGAGGUGAAGCCUGUGCAGCCCGUCAUCCAUGGUCCCACUGCGACUACCAAGGACAGCAAGGCGAAAGACCCGCUCGACAAGGUCAGUUCGGCUGUCAGUGCCAUCAAUAGCCGUCUGGGCAAGGCCGGCCAACUACGCGCCGGCCAGCCCAUCGACAACAAGGGCCCGGAUGCAGGAGCGUACCACGCUACGCUGGAAAUCAACGACUUCCCCCAGAAGGCCAGAUGGGCCGUCACGAACCGGACGAACGUGGCCAAGAUUCUGGAGGCCACGGGCACCUCCAUCACCACCAAGGGCAACUUCUACCCUCUGGGCAAGGAGGUUCCGGCAGGCGCAGAGCCGAAGUUGUACAUUCUCAUCGAGGGCGAUACGGAGGUUGUAGUAAGUUCGGCCUUGACCGAGUUGACCCGGUUGUUGCGCGAGGGUACGAUUGCCGCAGCAGAUGCAGACAGCCGAGCCCCUGCGAGCGGCAGAUACACCAUUACUUGAGUCGCGCCAUGGCCGAGGUUAGCCGAUACGGAAGAGGGAAAAGUGCUGCGAAUGACACCAACGGAAAAAAGAGAGCUACUGUAUUGGGCAAAAUUGUUCAACGGGCGUUGCGGCGGGAAAGGCGCAACUGGGCAACUCGCCAUGUAUAGGAUUUCAAGGAGUUAAUGGGUGGCGGAUGUCUAGUAAAAGAAACAAAAUCGUUAUUCUCGCACGCA